AUGUUGAAAAUCCAAACAUUCCAUUUUAAAUUUAAAUAUCAAACUUUAAAAUCAAAAUGUUUUUAAAAAUAAUAAUCCAUCAUAUACUAAUAACAGGGUCAAGUCAGAAUUAAUCAGAAACAUAUUAAUAUAGACUGUAAAAUUUACUUAUAAAAAUUCGAUAAAAUAGGAGAAGAACAAAUUCAAGAAUUUCAAAAGAGUUUGUAGGUUGAUUUUUAUACAUGGACAUGGUGUUUUUCCUGGUUAAACUCUGGUACUAUCUACUCCUCAUUAAUUCUGAAUUAAUAGAAUUAAUAUUUUCUAAUUGGAAUGGCAAUCCAAUACUGGUAAAUAUAUAGAAUAAAUUUAGUGAUCAAUCAAAAUGCCAAUAAGAUAGAACUAGUGAACUCGAUAGUUUGGAGGGUCAGAUUAACCAAAAUUUAUGGAGAAGGUAUGGAGCAAAGGGCUGA
Messenger RNA from Paramecium octaurelia, 449 nucleotides. NCBI's taxonomy places the organism in Eukaryota, Ciliophora, Oligohymenophorea, Peniculida, Parameciidae. The record is from the annotation of a GenBank genome assembly.